Frankliniella occidentalis (western flower thrips) is the source of this 2794-nucleotide messenger RNA. RefSeq lists its product as uncharacterized. The transcript is spliced from 14 exons. The coding region runs from base 632 to 2659 and encodes 675 amino acids. The record is from RefSeq and is a predicted model, not a curated record. Gene Ontology annotation, molecular function: protein binding. Lineage: Eukaryota; Metazoa; Arthropoda; Insecta; Thysanoptera; Thripidae.
CGCCAGGAGGCAGGCGCGCCCCGUGGAGUGGCUGGCAAGGACAUGGCCCUUACGUCACGAGGCCGUGGACGAGCCUCGGCGCCGGGCUCAGCACGAGCAGCACCAAGGUUGGGCCGGGUCUGGGUCCGCCGGGUCCCAACCGAGAGUGAAAGCGGGAAGAAAGCCCGAGGCAGAUGAGCGUCGCGGGAAAGGGGGGGGGGGUCGCUGCCUACUACGGGCUCUACCGGCGAGACCAAGGACACGAGGUCAAGGCCAUCGUCACACACCCUCCGCCGAGGGUUUUGCUCCAAAGGAGCGGCGCACAACGGGUCCCAGCAGAGAAUAACAAUGGUCCAGCCGGUCGGUUUGGCGACAUGCAACACUAGCACUUAGGCAAAGACUACAAUUUUAGGUCCAAUGAACACCCUCUGUUUUCAAAAUUUCUGUGCGUAAUAUGGUAAAAACUCGACACGUGAGGGGUGGCAGCAGGAUGCCGGCCCUCCGAUGUGCAGGGCCGGGCCAGGCAGGGGAGGGGCACGGCGUGGCGGGGCAGGCCAGGCCGGGCCGGCGCGGACGGGGGCAGUCUGACCACUGACUAAACCACCGGCAGCGAGGGGAGGGGGCCGCCACCCGUCUCCACCACCACCACGACAUGGACCAUGCGGACAGGAACGCACCAGGUCCCGGACGGGCCAGAGACACGCCCCUCACGGCGGCGCUGGCGAGCGUGCGCCUCAAGAUGAACCGGCAGACCAUGCGCUUCCUCGGGCACGCCGGCAGCGGCCACGCCAGCAAGGGCCGCCAGCCCCCCGCCACGGCGACCUCCGCGACGUCCACCCCGCCGGCAGAGGGGGGGCCGACCCCGCCGCGCGCCAGCCCCAGGCCCUCCACGGCCGGGGAGGGCGGGGAGCGCCACCUCGACACCCGCGUGUCCACCACAAGCCUAGCCAGAUGGAGGCGGUGGCGCGCGCGGCGCCGGGCGGCCCGCAGGUCUAAGGCCAGGCAGGUGCCCAGGGGCGUGGGGGUGUGCUGCAUCAACGUGCGCUCGCCCAGCGUCAGCGUCGUCGUGGAGCGGGUGGGACCCGGGGCGGACGACGAGAAGCCGGGGCCCACGGUGACGCGCUUGGGGCCCUGCUCCAAGAUGGUGAUCCGACUGAGGCAAGCCGGCCGGGGCGGCGACCAGCAAGCGUCGCCCGCCGAGACCACCGGGCGCCAGGCGCGCGAGGUGCAGCCUGCGGAGAGUCGGACGGCGGCGGCCCGGCCGGAGCGCACUAGCGGGGAAGACGCUGUGGAGGCAGGUCCAGGAGACGGGGAGAACAAUCCUACUAGCCGAGAGGGAGGGCAGAGCCGGCAGAGCACCCAGGCGGCCGCCAGCGACGGCGAGCGACACAAGCCCGAGGCGGGCGACACCAGGCCGGCGGCCUCCAGCGAGUCCCUCAACACCUACGUGCGCCGGCGGGCGACCAGCAUCGUGCAGCAGGUGGCAAAAAACAUCAGCCGGUUCGAGAGGCGGUGCGGCGGCCUGGAGGCGGCGAGCAGCCGGGAGCGCCUGAUGCGGCAGAUAACGCGCGUAGCCGCGUACACGGCGGCGAGCAGGCAGCUGCGGCACGCGGCGCACCUGUACGCCGUGGCGGGGAUCACCGCGAGGCAGGCGCGCAGGGGGAUCGUCAGGUAUUGCAAGAUCGACUGCCCGCCCCGGCCUCCACUCCCGGGACCUGGCGCCCUGGCGCUCCCGCUCGCGGCUGUGCCGCUGCACGCGUUGCACCCCUCACGGCCGAGCUUACCCAGGCCGCCUGUAGCUGACCAGACUGGCGAGGCUGUCCACAUCAACGACCUGCCGAAGCGCCUCCUGCUUAGGGUCUUCGCCCUGCUGGACCAGCGCGAGCUGAGCCUCAACGCGGCGCCCGUGUGCCGCGCCUGGCACCGGCUGGCGAGGAGCAGGCACUUUUGGCGCGAGCUUACCUUUGACGCCGCCUUCCACCAGUACUCGGCGCAGAGCGUGUGCCAGCUGCUGCGGGUCACCCCCGGCCUCUGGACCCUCGAGCUCAUCGCCUGUCGCGACGUAGACCUAGUCCUCGGCCAGGUGUGGCAGACGUGCCGCCAGCUGCGCACCUUGGUGCUGGACUCGUGCACCGUGUCGCCGAAACUGCAGCAGCUGCCGCGCCAGGCCAAGGAGGCUUCCGUGCUGGAGGCCGUGCUGGAGCACUGCGUCUGCCUGCAGUACCUCAUCGUGGCCUUCACGCCACUCCUCUACACUAGCAGCUUCUUCGAGCUACUCGGGCGUCGUUGCUGGAGUCUGCGGUGUUUUCUGGUGAGCGCGGACGACGGGGAUGUUCGCGUCUUUUGCGAGUCGCUGAGCGCGGACGGCGGCGAGCCGGGGUCCAGCGAGGCUAGUGAGGCACUGCUAGGGUCGCUGACGGGUUCCUGGUCCCGGACGGUGCCGCCGCCGGCGUGCCCCGCCACCACGGCCAGCGACAACUGCCACGCCGCGCACCCCCCACGCGAGACGGGUGACCUGAGGAGGAGGGUGACCUCCGUCCGCACCAGGAACCAUCUGCUGCGAGUGCUGGCCCUGAGGCCCGACGCCGAGUUACGGCUGCUGCAGUGGCGGAUGUCCGACAAAGACAACCGCGCCACGUUGGACUACUUCGGCGUAGAGGCGCGCCUGAGCUUUCAGUGACACGUCAACGCCCCCGGCUCCGGCCCCAAGCCAUGGCCACAACCAAAAUUUUUCUCAAGUACCAAGCUGAGACAAACUUUAAUUGUUUACAAAAUGCUGCGUACAAAUAUAAGAUGGAACAUUCUUACCCUACUA